Molecule: messenger RNA, 2385 nt
Organism: Phytophthora infestans T30-4
Lineage: Eukaryota; Oomycota; Peronosporomycetes; Peronosporales; Peronosporaceae
Product: ion channel, putative
Exons: 3
Coding region: 1-2385 (794 amino acids)
Biological process (GO): monoatomic ion transport
Source: RefSeq, a predicted model, not a curated record
AUGCCAACGAGUAGAGCCGAGAUGCUGGCCAAACAGAACCGAGCUAUCUCCAAGAUCAAGGCUCCAUCCAAGAAAAUCUCCACGUCCGAGUGGAUAGCGUACAGAAUCGACCAGUACAUUUCAACUAGACGAGGACAAACAGCUUCACUGUCGAUACUGGGACUGAUGCUCAUGACAUUAGGAGGAUUCAUUUUAAAGGCUGUGGAGCCAUCGCAUGCGUUGAGGGAAACAGUGUGGGAAGCGUGGACAUAUCUGGCCGACGCAGGCACACACACCGCGCUAAUGGAGGAAGGCAUGCGAAUAGUGGGCGUAGUAAUGAGUCUGACAGGUAUCUUGUAUUUCUCUGUGAUCAUGGGUUUUGUCGUCGACGGAAUUCGAGCCAAGAUGGAUAUGCUCAAGAAAGGCAAAUCGAAUGUUGCGGAGCAGAACCACACGCUUCUACUCGGAUGGUCUGACAAGUCGAUUUCUCUGAUUCGACAAAUCUGUUUGGCCAAUGCGAGUGAAAACGGCGGAGUUGUCGUCGUUCUCGCGGAAAUCGAAAAGGAAGAAUUAGAAGCGGAACUGGAAUCUCAGAUGCGCAAAGAGGAACUUCGAGGCACUCGCGUCAUUUUCCGAACUGGAACUCCGCUGCUGUCGGUAGAUCUCCUCAAAGUUUCAGCCCACCGUGCCAGGAGUAUCAUCAUCAUGGCCAUUUCUUCAGGAGAUGCAGAUCGCUCUGACGCAGCAAUUUUGCGCACUGUGUUGAGUUUAAAGACGUUACCCGAGCUAUCAGGCCACAUCGUAGCUGAGCUGCGGGAUAUUGACAAUGACCCGCUCUUACGACUCGUAGGUGGCAAUGACGUGGAAAUUCUGGUUUCGCACGACGUAAUCGGUCGACUAGUUCUCAUGUCGGCUCGAUCUCCUGGUCUUGCGAGGGUAUAUUCGGCACUUCUGGGGUUCGAAGGAAACGAAUUCUACUUUAAAGAGUGGCCCGAAUGCGUCGGUGUAUUGUUUAGUGGUCUCGCCGAGCGCUUCCCGAAUGCGACGCCAUUAGGUAUCAAGCGGAAGAAUGGCGAGGUGUUUAUUUGUCCAAAAGCAGAUUUAGCAGUCGAAGAAGGAGACGAAAUUUUGGUUUUAGCGGAAGACGACGACACGUACAAAGCGUGUCCUCCUGUACCCAUUGAGGUUGGGCGAGUUCCAGUUCCACCGUCCAAAGUCUCUUCUCAAGAGCGCAUUUUGAUGUGCGGAUGGCGUCGAGAUAUUCGAGAUAUGAUCCAACUACUCGAUGCUGUUGUUCGGCCUGGCACCGAACUGCACAUGAUUUGUGAAGAACCCAUUCAACUGAGAAAUAAAAGCCUGCUGGAGAGUGGUCUGGAUGUCAACACACUUAAGAAUCUGAAGAUUGUCCACCACUUGGGCAACACUGCGAUUCGAAGACAACUCGAAAAACUGCCUUGGACCUCGUUCACGUCGAUCAUGAUACUGUCCGAUCAGUCGCGAGAGACGGAUAUUAUGCAUUCGGAUUCCCAUUCCUUGGCUUCUUUGCUGCUGAUUCGAGACCUGCAAGGGCAGAGCUUGAGAGCGAACAGCGGCUCGGAAGCUGUACCCAAUUAUUGCAAAUGCAUCAGCGAAAUUCUGGAUCCCCGGACACAGCGGACGAUCUCUACGAGUGCUACGAUUCUCAAACUUUCAGAAUUUAUUCAGUCCAACGAGCUAGUGAGCUGCAUCCUGGCGAUGAUCUCAGAGAGUCGAGACGUUCGUGUGAUACUUGAUGAGCUGCUGGGACCACAGGGUGCGUAUUUCGAAGUCGAAUCUUCAACUCGUUACUGUGAAGUGUUCGAAAAAGUGUCGUUCUGGCAGUUGGCAAAGCGUGCGAUGACUCGAGGUGACAUUCUGUGUGGGUAUCAAGUUCGUGGGGCGGAAGAGACGGUAUUAAAUCCGGAAGGUAAAGAUCAGUCGAGACUAUGGAAUAACACGGAUAUGAUCGUGAUAAGGAACGCCAAGAACAUUACAUUGCCGACGCGUAGAUCUUCACUCACAGUGGUGAAUGCUGACGACUUCGAGCGUACCACAAAAAGUCGACAGGUGAAGGACCAGUAUUCUCGACAACGUUUAUUAUCUGCUAUUAUCCAAGACGCCGAUCUAGUGAUGCCUGCCAAAGCAGGUGACGUGGAGCGUACCAACGUCAUGAGAGCAUUGACCAGCUUCGCCGAAGACGACGACGACGACGGGUAUGGUAGCCAUUCGGCAUCUUUCGCAUUUAGCCAGAACCGGCAAACCAAUGUCCGUAGACUCAUCGCUGCUGCAAGAAUGCUCGCUGAUGAGCUCGAACAGGCUGAAAACAGUCGAACUAUGGGCAGCGAAUCCUGCGAAGAGCUUGAUGAAGCCGUGUCUGCAUUCGACUAG